Molecule: messenger RNA, 501 nt
Organism: Aspergillus tanneri
Lineage: Eukaryota; Fungi; Ascomycota; Eurotiomycetes; Eurotiales; Aspergillaceae
Product: hydrophobin family protein
Exons: 2
Coding region: 1-501 (166 amino acids)
Cellular component (GO): fungal-type cell wall
Molecular function (GO): structural constituent of cell wall
Source: RefSeq, a predicted model, not a curated record
AUGAAGUUCUCUUUGACCGCUGCCGUCCUGGCUCUGGCCACCACCGUUGCCGCUCUGCCUCCACCCGGUGACGUUUCUUCCCACAGCGACCUAGAAGGCGUUGGCAAUGGUAAGGGUAACAAGGGCAACAACGACGUCCGGUUCCCUGUCCCCGCGGACAUGACCAUCAAGCAAGCCUCCGAGAAGUGUGGUGACCAGGCUCAGCUGUCCUGCUGCAACAAGGCCACCUAUGCCGGCGAUACCACCACUAUCGAUGACGGUAUCCUCGCCGGUGCGCUCAGCAAUCUCCUCGGCGCUGGCUCCGGAAGCGAGGGUAUCGGUCUCUUUGACCAGUGCUCCAAGCUUCCGCUCCAGGUCAAUAUUAUUGCGAUUGGUCUGCAGGACCUCCUCAACCAGCAGUGCAAGCAAAACAUUGCUUGCUGCCAGAACUCGCCUUCCGAUGCGAGCGACGACCUCAUCGGUCUCGGUCUUCCUUGCAUUGCUCUUGGUUCCAUCCUCUAG